AUGUCAAGAACCGAUCCUCGAGCUGCGACCCUCUUCUUCAAGAAGCAUAAAACCACCGUCCUUCUAGUUCUGCAGCCUCACGAAUCCCUCGAAUCAGCCCAAGAAAAGCUUCUGCAAGCUCUGAAAUCGCGCGGAUUAACCGACAUCAAUGGCGACCCCAUCCCGGACGACCCCUCAGACAUCGAGUUCGGCGUUGCGGUGGACCGGCACGACCUUGAUAAAGGCUGGACACGACUAGACGCAGAAGUCCCAGAGCUUAACGAGAAUGGUUCCAAAAAGGGUGCAGGGAGACCCAAGAAGCCUGAUUUCUCUUUACAAGCUGCAGGGCUUCAAGAUGGACACCCGGUCGCUUUUCGAUUCCGCAAACCCACGCCGGAGGCCGAAGGGGCCGAGCUCGACAUGGAUCUCGACCAUGAGGAUCCUGGCUGGGAUGUGGUCGUUCCAAGCUUUGAGUAUGAGGAGGAAGAAUAA
This is a messenger RNA of Penicillium alfredii, 471 nucleotides long. RefSeq lists its product as uncharacterized. The record is from RefSeq and is a predicted model, not a curated record. Lineage: Eukaryota; Fungi; Ascomycota; Eurotiomycetes; Eurotiales; Aspergillaceae. The transcript has 2 exons. Bases 1 to 471 code for a protein of 156 amino acids.